Seminavis robusta is the source of this 1292-nucleotide messenger RNA. The record is from the annotation of a GenBank genome assembly. NCBI's taxonomy places the organism in Eukaryota, Bacillariophyta, Bacillariophyceae, Naviculales, Naviculaceae.
UCCCUUUGUUCCAAUGACUUCCAAUGGUACCAGUAGUAGCCAAGCCAUAACAAUCCGAAGCAGGCAGUGAAAGCACAACUUCUUUUCCCAGGAGAAUCACAAUCUCCGUCUUGCCCUCACAAUCUCGCCUUCUUUACAAGCAGCCCAGCCAACACCAUAUCACUAAAAGCUUGCUAGACUCGGCUCGGAAACAAACCACCACGAUGAUGGCAGACUUUGAUAUCAACGAAAUAAUUGCCUUCAACACCAACGCGGCUUGUCUCAUGGUCCAGGGAGACGAAAACAAAGCCCAGCAGGCUUUGAGGGAAACGCUUGAUGCCCUCGUGGGCUUGCUGGGAUCGCUGCAGGAAGAAGCCAACGAGAUGGAUUUGGAGGAGAUGAUGAUGAUGGCUGUGGACGAUGAAGCAUCGCACCAACAAACUCUUCGUUUCCUCUCAGUCCAACAGCUGCAAAAGCAUGGCGAGGAGGACAGUCCAUCCCGUACCCCGCAAGGAGGUGUCUUGGAGUUGUUCCGCAAGGUCGUCCAUGUGCAUUGCCCCACUCCCCCUGUGGAGGCUGAAGGGAUUCCCUGGAAUUCCCAGAUUGAGCUGGCCGUAUCGGUUUUGUACAACGCCGGGCUAUUCUUCCACAUGAAGGCAGUCAACAUCGGCAAGGAAGUGUUCCUUCAGAAGAGUAUCAAGUACUACACCGUGGCCUACGAGAUGAUAACUUUGUGGAGGUAUCACGAGAGUGACAUGAACCUGUUGCUGGCUAUUGCAAUCCUCAAUAACCUUGCGCACGCUCAUUUCAUGCUUGGCAACAUGUCGCAUUCGUUUGAGAUCUUUCAAGAAGUGAAGAACGUCUUCCUGGUAGCCAUGACCUCACCUAACGCACAAGUCCAGGCUUGGGAUGCGGAUGUCGUGGAUUUUGCCAUCUUGACUCUCUCCGUUGCUUCCCCCAACAGUUUUGCCAUUGCUUCUGCCGCUUGAACAAGCAAGAAGAAAGCCGUGCAGCACGGUGCACACACUGCCAUAACUUGAAGACCAGCAGUCUGAACCACCAAUUGAUUCCGUAUUCCGUACAUCCAUCCAUCCAUGUCAAGCUAACCAAAAGCAACAGCCAAGUCAGCCAAGAGUGCAAGUCGCUCCCUGAGUUGGUUUCGCUUCUGCAUUCUUCAUAUGCUGGCUAUCUCGCUACAAGCAAUACAUAUAUAGGAAAAGAAAGAUACUUGCUUGCGGUACUAGUAAUAUCAAUUCAUAACGUUGUACGUUGUACAUAAGAUCAAUGAUAAAAGCUACCAAACCAACUUGGUU